AUGGCAUCCCUCGGCCCCUCCCUCUACGCCCUCCCCCACACCCCCCUCCCCUCCAACUCCCGCCCCUCUCCCACCCUCCACGAGCAGCGCGACACAGAGCACCUCAUCAAACAGCUCAUCGACCUCACCGCCGACCCCGCCGUGCCCACGCCAGACACCACCAAACAGUAUCCUACCCUCAGGAAGGCCGAGCAUACCCAGUUUCUUGCCUCCAGCUUCUUCCAGCUGCCUGGAAAGUUUGUCAGCCUCGAUGCGAGUCGUCCUUGGCUAGUGUUCUGGACCGUGCACUCUCUCGAUAUCCUGGGCGUUGCUCUGGACCAGGGCACCAAAGACAGAGUCGUUUCGACCCUCCUUCACUUCCUCUCGCCCCUCGGAGGAUUUGCUGGCGGCCCCGCAAACUCUCAGCUACCCCAUCUUCUUCCUACCUAUGCCUCUGUCUGUUCCCUGGCCAUCACCGGCAAUGCUGGGCCCAAUGGCGGAUGGGAUCACCUCGUCAGUGCUAGGCAGGGGAUAUACGACUUUUUCAUGCGCUGCAAGAGGCCUGAUGGGGGCUUUGUCGUGUGUGAAGGGGGCGAGGUCGACGUCAGAGGGUCUUAUUGUCUCUUGGUUGUGGCUACACUGCUGGACAUUCUCACACCCGAGCUUCUCUAUAAUACCGACAAAUUCAUCGCUGCUUGUCAAACAUAUGAAGGCGGCUUUGCCUGCUCGUCCUUCCCUUUCCCUUCCAUCAUCCCCUCUGCCUCCGCCAUUCCCACCGCCGACCCCUCUGCCCGAGCACCCAUGUCCGAAGCUCACGGCGGCUACACUUCCUGCUCUCUCAACUCUCACUUUCUCCUCACUGCUGUUCCUCUUCCGUCCUUCCCUGCGCCCAUCGAUGCUGAUGCGGCUCUGAGAUGGACGGUACUGCAGCAGGGUGAAGCUAUUGAAGGAGGCGGUUUCAGGGGGAGGACAAACAAACUUGUAGACGGCUGCUACUCUUGGUGGGUCGGUGGUGGGGCGCCUGUAGCAGAGGAACUCGUCCGACGAGAGCGUUCCAAAAAGGCCAAGGGACAAGCCAAAAAGCUCGAGGUCCUUGAUGGUGAAGAGCAGGAGAGCGAUUGGGAAGACGUUGCUCCCUCCCCAUCAGUCUUCAACCGAGUUGCUCUGCAAGAAUUCACCUUGAUUGCCGCCCAGCAAGACGCUGGCACCACAGGCGGUCUUCGCGACAAGCCCGGAAAACGACCCGACCAGUACCACACCUGCAACAACCUCUCGGGUCUGUCCAUCGCCCAACACAAUCUCGUCCACUCUCCAUCGACCAUUGCCGCCAACCGCGCCGAGUUUGACCCCUCAAAAGGACUGCCUGCAGUCAAGACCUCGACGCCUGAAGGAGGGUGGAAGAGCGAAGAGGAGAGGCAAGAGGCGAGGAGGGCGGUGUGGGCUAGUGCGCUUGGUUGGACGGUGGAGGGGUCAGAGGUUGUCGUGGGAGGAAAGGACAAUCGCGUGAACACGACUACUCCAGUGUUCAAUCUGUUGAAUCUGAGGCUCAAGCCGUUUAUCAACUACUUUUAUUGUCAAGAGAAAUGA
This is a messenger RNA of Cryptococcus wingfieldii CBS 7118, 1566 nucleotides long. RefSeq names its product protein farnesyltransferase subunit beta. The record is from RefSeq and is a predicted model, not a curated record. Gene Ontology annotation, cellular component: protein farnesyltransferase complex. The transcript has 6 exons. Lineage: Eukaryota; Fungi; Basidiomycota; Tremellomycetes; Tremellales; Cryptococcaceae. Bases 1 to 1566 code for a protein of 521 amino acids. Gene Ontology annotation, biological process: protein farnesylation. Gene Ontology annotation, molecular function: protein farnesyltransferase activity.